This is a messenger RNA of Sinocyclocheilus grahami, 563 nucleotides long. RefSeq names its product cytoplasmic dynein 1 intermediate chain 1-like. Gene Ontology annotation, cellular component: cytoplasmic dynein complex. The transcript is spliced from 3 exons. Gene Ontology annotation, biological process: microtubule-based movement. NCBI's taxonomy places the organism in Eukaryota, Metazoa, Chordata, Actinopteri, Cypriniformes, Cyprinidae. Bases 3 to 410 code for a protein of 135 amino acids. The record is from RefSeq and is a predicted model, not a curated record.
GGAUGCAAAGGCUUGGUCCAUCAAAAAUUGUUCAGAUUGAUUUCAUGCCAAAAGAACUGGUGACAUACUCUAAAGAGUCACAGACUCCUGUCGCAUCUGAUCAGCCUGAAGAGGAGGAGGAAGAGGAGCUGUCAGUGACCAAAUCUGAAUCUGUGCCACAGCAGCUGGAGGAGGAGAACUCUCAGGAGGCCGAAGAAGAUCAAUCUAGAGAACUGACCAACGAGGAGAAAGAGCAGAUUAUUCAUUCAGAGGAUUUCCAGUUUUUCUUCGACCGAAGCAUCCGUGUAAUGGAGCGUGUGCUGGCCGAGGAUACGGACAUUUUCUUUGACUACAUUGGGCGAGAUAUGGAGGACAAAGAAGGGUCAGCCAAGGCUUAUGUAACAGUCAAACAUACACAGAGUCCCACAUGAUUACAGAAAAGUUAUUCAUUAGAUGGUACUAGACAGGUUUAAUGAGGUGACCCAGAAGCUCAAGAGUUGCACUCAACCUCAAGUGACUCCUGGGGAAACUUACUGUAAAUUGCUUUGGAUGAUUGUAUCAGAAUGCAAAGGUUUGUUUUGUUA